CAGAGAUGAGAACAUAUACAGUAAUUCAAGAGUAAAAUUAUACUUAAAGCUAAGUAUGUCACCUUAAAGAAGACUUCCCUGAUUUAAGCAGAUUCCUGACAUUCAAAACAACUGACUUUUAAUACAUUGCUAUUAUAUCAAAUCAACAAUGAAUUGGAAUGCAAAACCAGAGAGUACUACAUUAUCACCACAGUAUCCUACAAGCCAAUCAUCUUUUUUGCAUUUGUCUUUAAUGAACCAACUUACCACAACAUCUCAAAAUUCUUUCAGCUAUCCUGGAAGUAACCAAGAAGCAUGCAUGUAUCCCGGUAAUUCAAAUCCAGUUUCACAGCCACUGCAGAAUGUAAAAAAUUAUAAAACUCCUCCACAAAUCCCUGUUUCUGAUAUGCAUAAUGGGACAUUUGUGGCCUCACAGACUUCUGUAGAAAGAAUAACGUAUGCAAAUGUUAAAGGACCCAAACAACUAAACCACAAUUUGCAAAUGUCUUCAGGAGUUACACAAAGUAUGUGGUUGAACCCACCAAUGAGGAAUUCUAUGCUUUCUCAUACAGAGACAACAGUAUCUCAUCAGACUGACUUUGGAACUAAUAUAUCCAAUGCACAUGGACUACAGAGUCAGCUUGUAACAUCAGAUACCUAUUCUAUGCAAGUACAAAUGAUCCCUUCUAAUUCUCUAAGAGUUCCCAUAACCUAUCAAGGAAAUCAGGGACUUAAUCAGUCUCUAUCAGAGCAACAGGUUGACUGGGCACAACACUAUACAUCGAAUGGACUGACUCAUCCAAAUUACAGACCACUUCCAAAGCCAUACUGUUAUACAGAACAAAGCUUUUUGCAAGAUCCUACUAUUCAGAAACAAAAUCUUAUGCCAUCUACAUCAUCACAGGUUAAAAAUAGUCAGCUUCCAAAUUCUUCACUGAGUUUACAGCCAAAGCAGUUUGCAGCUGUACCGUCACAUCAAUAUGCUACUCAAACUGACAAAAGACUUCCGCCACCACUGCCUCCUCUUCCUCCUCCUUAUGACUGUAGGUAUAGAAGACAUCCUUUGCAGAGCACUCAGCAUGUUACAAAACAUUUGUCUAUGGAAGUUCCUCAGAGUCAAGAAAUGCACUCAUCUGAGAUAAGGAAAGACUUUUGUAGAGGCUUUCAACAGCAGUGGCAAAACCCUAAUGAAAAUGUCAGCACAAUUGGAAAUUUCUGUAACUUGAAGGUAAAUACCAGUUUCAGUCAGCCUUUAAAUGAACCAGUUAGAUCUUCUGUGGAUGGUGUUCAGGCUCUUGCUCAAAAUAAUCUAGAGAAAAGAAUGGAUUUUUGCAGUCCAACUUCAAAUCAAGAACUGGACACAAGUGUCACAAAGGAAAAGUUAGUAAGGGAUUUUAAAACAUUAAUAGAAAUGAAAAAGAAGUUUUCAGAGCUUGCAAGGAAAAUUAAAAUUAAUAAAGAACUUUUAAUGGCAGCAGGUUGUAGUAAAAUAAUGAAUACCUCUUACAGUGAACCAGCUCAGAAUUCUGAUUUGUCUCUGAAACAAACUGCCAAAAUCGUGUCUGGACCACAGGUACCCCCAGUAACUCCAGAGGGUCAGCCACCAACAGUAAUGAAAUUUGCAGAAGAAACAAAUAAAACACACUCUAUGUUGAAUUCCAGCAUUCAGGAAAUCAAUUGCAGAAAAUUCAACCAAGUCAAUCCUGUUUUACUUAAUUCAGUUUUUUCAGAAAAGUUGCCAGUGCCUGAUCAGUUUAAUGAUUUGAAAGUUCUGACUUCUUUAAAGACAUCAGUUGUUGAAGAUAUCCAGGCAACAUUGGAUAAAACCCAGCUUUCAUCAGAAAAUUUUGUCCAUGUUGAACAAAAUCUGCCAGCAAUUUGUGAAACAAUUUCUAUUCCCCAGUCUGCGUCAAUUGAGGAAUGUGUUUCAAAAUUUUUAAAUAAAAAUCUACUUCGCAGUUUGCUUACACAGACAGACAAAACUCAGAAGAAUUUAUUAAAAGAUGCUAGUCAAACUAUUCAGGAUUCUAAACCAAACAGUUGUGAAAUGAAUCCAAAUACCCAAAUCACUGGUAACCAAUUGAAAUUGAAAACUGUGGAAACUCCAAGUUCUUCUAAUGCAAAUACCAAGAUUUCAGACAACUCUUCUUGCCUUGAGCAUAAAUCCUCAGUGAAAGAAAUGUCUGCUAAAAGUGACAGUCUCUGUUCCACGGAAUUGCUAGCAACAUGUCUUUCACUGUGGAAAAAGCAACCUUCGGAAACUACAGAAGAAAAACAGUGUAAUGAAUCGCGAACAAAUGGAAUGGCAGUUGGAAUUUCAAAGCCCGUGGAAGUCUGUGUUAAAAGUCCUUGUUCAGUUGUGGGAAAUUCUCAGAAUAAAAUGGUUAGCCCUUCACAAAAACCAACUUUGUCAAUGGUAGUGCAGAGUUGUGAGUCUUCAGGUGUUAAUAUAACAAAGGGAACAGAACUUCAGGUUGCUGUAGUGUCGCCCUUGGUUCUUUCAGAUGUCAAAACGUUGUCUGUCAAAGGAGUAACACCUGAAGCUUUACAUGAAACAGUGUAUCCAAUUAUUAAAGAAGGCAGUGUUUGUAGCUUACAAAAUCAGUUGGCAGAAGAUACAACUGCUGCUUUGAAAGUUGAUGAUAAUGGGUCAGUAGCAAGUACUACAACAUCAAAGGUUUUCCCACUAAUUCAGAAGGAAAAGCAGAAUGCAUCAGCCAAUGGUAAUUCAGAAGGCACACCUCUUACCAGUAAAGGGCAGCAUAACGUAUCAGAACCAGAUAAGUACUUUCCUGUGAGUGAUCAGGCCACCUCUCAGUCUAGGGAUAGUAUUAUUAUGAGUGAUGGUAUGUUACAGAUCGACAAUAUUUGUUCUCUUGUUGAAGGCGAUACAUCUUAUAAUUCCCAAAUAGCAAAGAUCUUCAACUCUCUGCCUUUGAAAAAGGUGGAGCCACAGAUAAUUUGUCUACCCAAUCAGCAAGUAAUUAGUAGUAGACAACAAACAGAACAAUUAGAUAACAUUACUGAAAAUAAAGACUUUGGUUUGGAAAAAGAUAAAUUUGUACAGUGCACAGAUGUUUCACAUAAAAUAAUGGAUGAAUCAAAGACACAGCAGCCUCCAGAAUCGUCGUCUUUUAAAUAUAUUGAAACAAAUAGAGGAAUUCUAAAGGAGAGCAAUUUGGAGCACACCACUGAAAAAGAAAGCACUGCUAAUGAUACAUGUUGUUCAUCAGCUGCUAUUCAGCAGGAUAUUUACCCUCAGGAAACUGAUGCGUGUGGCAAUUACACUGCCCAAGAUCCUACAAGUAAUGAGAUUCAAAAUGAUAAGACAUCCGUCUUUUACCUACAUGACCAGCUGUUGGAACUCUUAGAAGAGUUUCCCUAUGGUAUUGAAGCUGUGAACAUGCGUGAAGGUGCUGUGGGCCAACAGAUGGCAGCCCAAAUCUCAGCAGAUGAAACUGGUGAUAAAAGCGGUGGUGACUCCAAAGAGUCAACAGACCAAAUACAAAUCACAAUAUUAAGCUCAGAGCAAAUGAAAGAAUUGUUUCCUGAACAGGACAAUCAGUCCUGUGAUGUAGACAAAUUGGCAGGACCUCAGAAAGAAAAUUCUGUCACAGAAUUAGAGAACCAGUGUGACCCACAAGCGCCUCCAGAAGGAGAAGGUUGUAAUUCUGUAGUACUGAACUCAGAGAAAGAUGAUGUUGUUUAUUGCUGUGCAUUGGGUUGGCUCACUAAGGUUUAUGAAAGUGUACCCCAGUGUCAAUGUAAUUCCAUCAAGAAAUCUACUUCAGAGGAAGAGAAGGGGAAAGAUCAGUGUUAUCCUUUGGAGACUAAUAGCUGUACACAAAGCGAAAGGGCCUCUGACAGAGGUGUCCCUAUUGUUGAAUGUGACAGUCUUCCAAAUAAUCCAAAGACUCCUCUGACUCUUCCAGAUGGGAAAAAUCAUUUUCAUGAAAUUCAGGACAAUAUAAAAGAUACACCCAAAACAAAGGAUGAUAGCUCACUAAGGAUGGAACAAGAAUUAACUGAUCAGUUUUCUUCUAAAUGUGAUAAAAAACUAGAUUCUUUGCAAGGCCAUAAAGGAAAAAAACUGAAAUUUCAUGAGGUAACCUUUCACCCCAGUAAUAAAACUGCAGGAUUUUAUAAACAAGCUCCUCAAGAAAGCUUGCAGAAGAGACACAUAGCACAAAACUCACGUCCACUAAAAGCAAAGACGGUUUUUCUGACGAAUAAAGAUUCGUGUAAGAAGAAUGGUUCUUUGGUACAGUCAGUAUCACCUGAAAAAAAAUUGAAAUUCAAAGCGGAUGGCUCCAAACAAAAACAUUUGGAAAAAAGGAAGUUAGACCAAGGGAGCAUACUAGAUAUGGAGAUAAAGAAGAAAUAUGAGAAACAAGAGCAGAAUAAAAAUGCAGAUGGUACGCUUAAAUUUUGUAAUUCUUUGUCAAACCCAAGUGAAAGAACCAGAGUUAGAGAAAAGACACUGUCAAAUACUAAGUCCUUGGACUUGAAGGAGAGUUCAUCUAAAUUUAAUAGAACUCUAACUGUGAAGGAGUACUUACAAAGGCAGAAGCAUAAAGAAGCGAUGGGUAAUAAAGAAUUUAAGAAAAUCCGUGUGAAAAAGGUACCAUGUGAUUCUGAAUAUAAGAGGUCCAGCAAACUUUCUGUGCAACCAGGGAAUUGUGGGAAAUCAAAUGAGAGACACAGUAGUAGUAUACAGACCUCUAAGGAAUCAUUAAACAAUUUCACAAGCCAUGGUAAAAACUUCAAAAUCCAUCAUUCUGAGGAAUCUAGAACAUAUAUUUCAAGGAAUAUUCAAGGAAAAGUUGGUGGAAGGCAGCCUGACAAAAUGUGUAUUGAUAAAAGCAAAUUAGGCAAAAAAUUAACCAGUAUGAAUAAUGAAGUUGAAUUCAGCCAAGUGCCUUCCCAAGCAAAGGAUCAAAAGAAAUCCUAUCUGAACAGAGUUGCAUUUAAAUGCACUGAACGUGAAAGCAUUUGUCUCACCAAAUUAGAAAAUUCAUCCAGGAGGCUUAAUGAAGAUAAAGAAAAGAGACAGGAACGUAAAUCUAAGAUCGUUUUACCUGUGAAAGAUACCACUGAAGAACCAAGCAUGCUGGAGUUUAAAUUAUGUCCAGAUGCCCUGUUGAAGAACACAAACUCUGCUGAAGAACUGAAGGACCUAAAGCCUCAUCCUAGGAAGGAACGAGCCCCUGUGCAAGUUUCAGGAAUUAAGAGUACAAAAGAAGACUGGUUAAAAUGGACAAAAGCAAAGAAAAGGAUGCGUGAAGCCAGCCAAGAAAUAGAUAACAGUGGCAGUUCAAGACUCUGCAAGAGAAGCUUCAGUGCAGAUGGAUUUGAGGCAUUACAAAACCAAGUAAAAGAUUCAAAAGCAAUGUUUCAAACCUACAAACAGAUGUACCUGGAGAAGAGAAGCAGAAGCCUUGGUAGCAGUCCUGUAAAGUAAUUAGAAGCGGUGGUUCUGUAAUUGCCACCUCGAAAUUUCUGUUUUCUUUUCAGAAUAUUUUGCUGGAAAUACUCAGAAUUGCUGCAGUAAAGAUUCCUUGGUCGGAGUUUGGUUACCACUUAGAUUAUGUAUUUCAUUGAAAUUGCUUAAUUAAAAUGGCCUAGAAACUUUGUGGGUGUAAGAAGACAUAAUAAGAUGGUGUUUGUCAGGGAGACCAUAAGGUAUUUGAAUUUCUACUUUGUUGAACCAAGUUUACCAUUAUUUUAAAAGGAAUGCUUCUAACGAAUCUAAAUUUGAAAUGCUAACUAUCCAUCCUGAGGGAGAAUGGUUUCUCAAUUAAGGAUUUGUGUAUUUAACUUGGACUCUAUAUUUUUGUUUCUAAGCUACAUUAGCAAAUCUUAUUUUUCAGAAAUGUCCACUGUCAG
This is a messenger RNA of Cynocephalus volans (Philippine flying lemur), 5865 nucleotides long. RefSeq names its product retroelement silencing factor 1 (gene RESF1). Lineage: Eukaryota; Metazoa; Chordata; Mammalia; Dermoptera; Cynocephalidae. The transcript has 4 exons. The record is from RefSeq and is a predicted model, not a curated record. Gene Ontology annotation, molecular function: histone methyltransferase binding. Gene Ontology annotation, cellular component: nucleus. Bases 149 to 5440 code for a protein of 1763 amino acids.